Molecule: messenger RNA, 372 nt
Organism: Gossypium arboreum
Lineage: Eukaryota; Viridiplantae; Streptophyta; Magnoliopsida; Malvales; Malvaceae
Exons: 2
Coding region: 1-372 (123 amino acids)
Source: RefSeq, a predicted model, not a curated record
AUGGAGGAGAAGAGGAAUUUGGGUCCCAAUUUGGUUCGUGAGAUCGAUGACAAGGCGAAACUUUUCUUUGAGUGGUUGAAGGUUGCUUCAAAUAGGCAGGAAUCUUAUGUUAACUUGAGAUGUCGAGAUAUCGAAUCGGAUCCUUCCCAUGUUGUUCAUGUUAAGGAGAUUAAGGUUCGAUUGGACCUUUUGUAUGAAGAGGAGCCGGUUUCGAUCCAAGAUUGUGAGGUUAAGGUGCUACGCAAUAAGAUGGUUCCAUUGGUGAAAGUUUUGUGGCGCAACCACAAGACUGAGGAAACCAUUUGGGAGUCAGAAGAUAUCACGAAGCGUCAAUAUUCGUAUUUGUUCGAUUUAGGUAAAUUUCUAGGAUGA